AUGACUGAAAACGUUGUUCGUGAGCGAGUCCUCUCGCUAUACCACAUUGUUACUGGAGAAGUCGAGGGCCCUAAGAGUGUGUCUUUUGUCUCAAAUGAGCCUGGUUCAGAGGGAGAUGUUUUGCCAUCGUUCCUUCAUGAACAUAAAAUCUCUAUCUCUUCUUGGGAUAUCGAAGCGAACCUUACGGGCUCUCCAGUAACACCGGUGCCGUUCAUCCAACAGCCUUAUUUAUUGCCGCACGACUCCCUUCCUCUAAUCGAGCUUCUCUUCCCUGACUAUAACCAAUCGAUUCGGAGAAGCUGGGCAGAAAGAUACGGGUUGGUGGUGGCUGAUAAGGCUGAUUGGUCCGAUGAAUUGUGCCACUUCUUCGGUGAGUUGGCUCUUGCCACUCGACUCGGCCCUCGCCUGCACUCGAGCUUACCGGACAUUUACAAAGUGCGGCACAUAAGUCACCCUCAUCCUUUCAUGUUGUCCCACGGAUCAUAUGGGUCUUUUCCCAAUUUCGAAGAUGUUUGGAAGAUCGAUCUUUGCCUUGAGCCGGAUAGGCGAAUCAAAUCAGCACUCCCCCAUAUUAUGUUGACUGCUUCCCAGCCAGCACAAGCUAGAGAGGGCUCCAUUUUGUAUGGGGAGCUUGCAGUGAUUGUUUCUGUUAUGCAUGAUCGUGCCAUACAGCCUGAGGUAGGAAGCGAAGAGGAGAUGAAGAAGCUGUCUCGAAUGGAUCUAGAAGAGCUUGAUGAAGUAGUUGGUGAGAAGGCACCAGCCUUUCCAAAUGAGCAGAAAUUUCCACUCCUCCUUCUUUCCCUUGUGAACCCACGGCAUGCAAGGAUACUCUGUGCUUACAUGUCUGACGAUCUGCUGGUGGUUGAGAUGUCGAAGAUUUACAGCUUUGAGGAAAAGGAGUCAGCUCCCAUCGGUCUGUUCCUAUCCUGGCUGUUUGCUUCCCCCUCCCCCGUGGUGGAAACAUGA
Messenger RNA from Aspergillus tubingensis, 966 nucleotides. Its product is annotated as XPG domain containing family protein. NCBI's taxonomy places the organism in Eukaryota, Fungi, Ascomycota, Eurotiomycetes, Eurotiales, Aspergillaceae. The record is from RefSeq and is a predicted model, not a curated record. Bases 1 to 966 code for a protein of 321 amino acids. The transcript has 2 exons.